UCAACAUUUUUUGUUUAUGAUAAGAAAGUUCGUUAAGUUUUAUAAGUUCGAAAAUUUUAAAUGUAAUAUUGAUAAACUUUUUUUAAAUGUAUUGAUAAUAAUGGUCUUACAUACUAGUAUAAUUUGAGUAGUACUAGUUUUUUCUGUGUAAUAUUGCUGAAGAAAAUUGUUUGAAUAUGUCAUUUGAAAUAGAAUCUUCAAAAAGUAUCAAUUUAAGCAAUGAUGAUAAACAAGAACCUGAUUCUCAUCUAAGUUUAGAUACAUUUAGCGGUUCUCUUGUUGGUAAAAAUGAGAAUGACAAAUACUAUUUUCCUCUAGUAGAAAUAAGCAAUGAUAGUCUGUUACAUUCAGUUGAAUUAAAUAUUCUGUCACAUAAAUCAUCAAUAGAAGAAAUUUGUAAUAUAUUUAAUUAUCAACUUGUAUACGAAUACCCUGCAGAAAUAUUUUUACAACGACCUUUAAUAAUACAGAAAUUUAUACAAUGGCUAAGUGAAAACAAAGAAGCUGAUUUAGUGUUGGAAUGUUUUACUAAAUUAAUUGAAAAAUUAAUACAACGGCAUGCUGAAAAUAUUGCUGGGUUAUGUGAAAAUUAUAGAUAUACUGUAUCAAAUUCUUCAAGUACAAUUAAUAGUCUUAUUGAUGACAAUAAUGUUGCAAAUCAAACUUGGAGUAUUGUUCAACUUUGUUUAUCAAUGAUGCCUUGUGUAAUGAAACAAGUGACUUAUAAUCGGAAUGGAGCUUUUUCACUUUUUAUUUUGAAUUUGAAGUUGUUAUUGUCUGUUAAAAACAAUAGUAAUUUGCAAUUUCAAGUGAAGACAAUAUUUUCAAAUUUUCUUUUUAAAACAUUUACUUUCAAAGAUUCUUUGUCUUCACUAAAAUUUAUGUUUAUUGUUAAAAUACUACAUGAAAAUAACUUAUUAAAUGAUAAAUUUAAUAACAUAAUAGAAGAAAUUUUGAAGCAACCAUACUGGAUUCAUCUUUAUCCAAACCUUUGUAAUUAUUUAGCUGAUCAAGUUAUUAAAAAAAAAAUAUUGGAAUGGGAAGUUUCUAAAAUGAUAGAAAAUGUGUGUAUUUUAUUAAAAGAUAAUAAUUUGAACAAAAAAUAUCGUAUAAGGUUGUUUAAAGAUUCAUUGUCAGUUUUAUGGUUUCCAAAAACAUUCAAUUUGUUGAUUGAUCAAUUCAUAGAAAAUUUAUAUAGUGAAGAAUAUUCAUUUCAAGUAGAAGACGAUAAUUUGAAUAUUGAGAUUUUAUUGCAUCUGUUAUCUUACGAAUAUUCAGAAGUUGCAUGUUAUACAUAUUUUUUGAUUCAUAAAACUGCCAAAGAAUUCUUAAAUGAACAUAACUCUCAUUUAAAAAAAAUAAAAGGAUUUAUUAAUAAUGUAUUGUGUACUAGGAUUUUGGGUGAAAUUAUUUGCAAUGGAUGUUCAAGUAUAAAUGAAAAGAUUUCUCAUUCUGCAUCAGAAAUCUUAAUACUUCUUUUACAAAGUAAAAAUAACAGUACUUGGGAAUUAGUUUUAAAAAAUUUAAUUCCAAUUUUUCCAAUUCUUUGUUGUCAUGCUUCUCAUAAAACUGUAUUUGGCCAAUUAAUUAUUGACUUUUUUGAUCCAGAUAAAGUUGAACAACAUAAAAUAUCAAACUUACAGUUAUUCCAUGCUACUAUUUUAAUGUUAAUGAGUAGAGAUAAAAACUGUCAAGCUGAAGCUAAUCAAAGAAUAACGUGGUUAUUAAAAUCUACUCUAAAUAAAACUAUAGUCCUACCUCUAAUAACUUCAAUUGAUGUUGAUGUUUUCACUCCAAAUUUACAAAAAUUUGUUGGUGGAUAUAAUUUAAAAGAUUUAGAUGAAGUUAUGGAUUUGAUAACUAAUAAAUGUUCUAAUAAUCAAACAAUAAAAUGUGGAUUGUAUAAAAUAUUAAUCUUAUUAGAAAAUGACAAUCUUUAUAAAUAUUUCUUACAAAAAAAUGGAAUAGAUAUUAUGUUAAAUUUGCUGAAAUCAAUACAAGUGACUACAAAUUCACGUUCGUUGUUAGUUUUAAUACUACAAAUAAUUAUGAAAUACUUUGAAAAAAAAAGCAUUAUUCAAAACAAACCCAUAUCAUUACUCAAUAAUGUAGAUUUAUUGCUUCAUUUGAUAACAAUUUUGUCUGAUUUUAUUGAAGUUUUGUUAGUGAAGAAAUACACAUUGGCUAUAUUGUUUUAUUGUUCAUUUGAAAACUAUUUUAAUUAUUUUAACAAACUCCCUGAACUUGUUGUAAAGAAAUUAUAUAUUCCAUAUGAAAUUACAAAUUUAAAAAUUUCAGAAAGUACUUUAAAAUUUUCAAUUGCUUCUCAAGAGAUAAAAAAUAAUAAAUACUGUAUGGCAGCAAUUAAUUUGACGUGGAAUUUAAAAUAUUACAAUAUUGAUUUGAUACUUGAAAACAAAAUGCCUAUUUUUGAUAAUGACAAAGAAUUAGAACAUACUCUUGAUGAAUUUAAAAAAUUGAACAUUAAAUGGUUUUUUAACAAAAUUUUAUAUAAUAUAGCCAAUACAAAUUCACAAUCUGUGGCUAGAAGUGCUAUUUAUAGUUUAAAAAGAUAUUUGGAAUUGGUUCAAUUUGUAGAUAAUAUCAUUAUUGAUGGAAAUGUAUUUGGCGACUCAUUAAAGAAAUUUCUCGUUUUACCUCCAGUACACAUUGAAGAUUUGAAGACAUUAAUUUUUGUUAUAAAACUAUUCAAUUUUUCUUUAAAACAAAAUAUUCUUAUUGAUAAAUUCAACUGGAUAGCUGAUACUUUGAUGGAUACAGAAAUAAUGCAUCACAAAAUAAAAGAAAAUUUUUACUACGACAAAACUUCAAAAGAACUAUGCAAUGUAUUUUUUAUUGAACUAUAUCAAUUAUAUUGGCUAUGUCUAAAAAAAUAUAAUAACUUUAGUAGAUCCAGUCUACUUAUAUUGUUGUUAAAGCAAUUACCUGAUGCAUCAAAUGAAUUGGUUUUAGUGGAUAUUAUGUUGAGUUGUAUUGCUACAUUAACAGAGAAUUCUAAGUGUAUUGAUGAAGGAUCUAUUACAUUCUUACUUUCUAGUUUAAUUUCUCCAUUUAAGGAAAUAAACAAACCAUAUCUCUCAUGUGUUGGAAAUAUUCAAAGAAAUUACCUUUUUAUUCUAAAUCAUUGUAUUCAUUACACAUCAUUAUUUUCUAAUGCACAUGAUAUAUGGUCUAGUUAUGAUUGGAGAACAUGGAUUUGUUCUUUGAUGUACAACUCUGAUCCAUUAGUUUGUGCAUUACUCUUUCAAUUUGCUGCUGGUUUAAUUGUUAUUGAUGUUGAAGUUUCAAACGAACUGAUAGUUCAUGCAUUAAAUUUAUUUUGUGAAGAGAAUUCUAUGGAAGCUUUAGUUGUUUCUGAACAAGCAUCAGUAUUUUGUUCCAAUUUAUUUUGUAAUCCAAAGUUCAAAUCUAUUUGUCUAGAAUAUGUUCCUAAACUGAACUUUGAAACAUUUAUUCAAGUUAUAUAUAUGUGUAUUGACAAUUAUUUUAAACCUAUAGGAAUAAGAAAACUACCAUCAUCACCAAAACUUGUUGCUAAUAUAUGUUGUAUGCUUUCUAAUAUAAUUACUUUAGCAGAAAUAAAUUUAAAUAUAUUUGAAAAUAAAGAACCUCUUGUCAAUGCCUUGGCUAAGUGUUUAAAAAUAUUUAUUGAUCCAGUAUAUGUUGAAGAGUAUCAUAUAAGAGAAAUGUGUGGGCGUAUCGCAUCAUUGUUAACUUUGUUUAUACCUGUUAGCAUUUAUGAUUUUGAUCAAUUAUUGGAUAGUAUAAAAUUCUUUUUUGAAAAUCCUUAUUUAGAAUUGGAUCAUUGCACCAUCAUGGUUUGGAGAUCUUUUUUUCAACUAAUUUAUGUGUUUGGUCAAAAUAAGAACCACAAAGAGUUUGUUAUAACAGAUGGUUUUAUGACUGCAUUGAUCAAGAGUAUUGAUUCAAAUCAUAAGGAUCUUUGCAUUGAUGCUUUAAAAGUUAUUACAACAUUAUGUUCAUGGUUACCUAAAAAAUCAUUACCUAUAAUUUAUGAAUCAAUAAACCGUAAAUUGCAUAUUGAAUGGGAUAAAAAAAUUUUGAAAAAAUCAUUAUUAAAAACUUUAUCUGCUCUAUUAUUAAAACACCCUAAUAUAUAUGAAUAUACUCGACGAGAUAAUUUAAUUCAAUUUCUUAUUUCAAAACUAAAAAAUAUCUUACUGAUAUGCAUGAAACAACAAUCUCAAAUACAAAAUAUAUUGAAAAAAGAUUAUUUGGAUAUUGUGAAUCUAUUUUGUAAUACAUUCAGUGUGUGUCACCAAGCUAAAAUUGAUGCUACAUUUGAGUUACCAGAUGUAGUUCAUAAAUUUUGGCCUAACAUUACUGUUGCACCCAAAUCAGAAGUUUUUUUACAUUCUCUUCAAAUGUUUGUGUCUUUCAUGGCAGAUUGUCCUUCAGCUUGUAGUUCAAUGACAAGAACAAGUUGUACUACUGGGGUAGACAUAAAAACAAGAUGUUCUAAUUCAUUAUUUCAUGAGAUAAUCUCACUGAUCGAAAAUACUAUUUUACCUUCAAAUAUUUUAAAUGUUAUUAUGUUGUUUAUACUGAAUUCUUUUCAGUCACAAGAUUGUCGUUCUAUUUUAAUAAAAAAUAAACUGUUUUCAAACAUAAUACCAAUGCUUGAUCCUAAAGAAAAAUAUAAACAAAAUUUUGAAUUAGAAGAAAAAUGGCUUAAAAUAUUACAAGCAUUUACUUACUAUUCAGAUGGACAAAUAUCCAUUCUAAAAGUAAAUGAUAUAUUAGAUAUUCUGGUUAGUCUAUUUAAAACGCCUUAUGAACAUGACAGUUUGGCAAUAUUAAGAAAUUUAAGUUUUAACUCACAAAACAAAGUGGCCCUUUUAACAUCAAGAGUUGUUUGGAUGGGAAUAAAAGAUAUUUUAGAAACUAGAAAUCUUAGUGCUCAACACUACAGAGAUAUUGGUUUGAUUGUGUGGUCUCUGACAUGCAAUAAUCAAAAAGGUCGAUUGCAACUCCGUGAUUGGGGUAUAAAUAAAUAUUUUGAGAAAUUAAAUUUACCUUUGUUCCAUGACCAAGACAUUGAUCACAUCUUGAAUUCUGUUUAUUUGUGCCUAAAAUAUUGAAGAAUUUAUCUGUUAUUAAAUAUUAUUUAACAUUUCUAAUUCAGUAAUUCUAAUUAUGCAGCUUAUUUUUUUAUUGUGGUUGUAUUGUACAUUUUUUUGUAAUAUUGUAUUUUUUUUAUAAAUUUUUAUUUUUUUAUAAAAUAUUGUAGUAUAUUUUUUUAG
Molecule: messenger RNA, 5285 nt
Organism: Daktulosphaira vitifoliae (grape phylloxera)
Lineage: Eukaryota; Metazoa; Arthropoda; Insecta; Hemiptera; Phylloxeridae
Exons: 31
Coding region: 177-5123 (1648 amino acids)
Biological process (GO): centriole replication; centriole-centriole cohesion; ciliary basal body organization
Cellular component (GO): centriole; ciliary basal body; centrosome
Source: RefSeq, a predicted model, not a curated record